AUGCUAAACGAUUCUAAUUUACUAUCUCUACCUGAUGCAUCUUUGUAUGAAAAGGAACCAGCCUUGGAUUUACCUUUAGAACUUACACAAGAAGGGCGUGAGAUUUUUCAAUUCAGUCUUAUUGGGAGAUUGAAUUUUAAAGGGUUAAAACUUAAUGAAGUUCAGAAAGUUUUAGAAGCGCAAUGGAAACUUGGUGAUAGGAGGAGUAAGUUGGUACCAAUGACAAAGGGUUUUUUCAUCAUCAAGUUAACUACAACUAAAGAUAAAAAACAUGUUUGGCAUGGUGAUACGUGGGUAGUGCAGGAUCAACAACUUAGGGUUUUCAAUUUUUACCCUAAUUUUGAUCCGGAGAGACAAAAUACUUCUUGUGCUACUGUUUGGGUAAGCUUCCCUGGAUUAUACAUUGAAUUAUGGACGAAAAUAAUUCUAUUAUCCAUUGCUAAAAUUCUUGGUAGACCGAUUGCUAUUGAUCAGAAAACUUUGGAUCAUGAUGUUGGGAACUAUGCUGUUGUGCUUAUUGAUAUUGAUUUUGCUAAACCAAUUCCCAAAAGAAUUCGUUUGAAAGCUAAUGGCAAUGAGUUUUGGAAAUAUGUAGAAGUUCAGGAUUUGGAGAAUAUCAAGUUUUGCACACAUUGUAAGUUUAUGGGUCAUAAGUUCGAAAAUUGUCUUGCUGCUCGCAAGCUUUUGGGAGGUUCUAAAUCUGUUGAGUCUCACAAAAAUCAGAUUCAAAAAUCCAAGGAUGGUAAAGAGGUUAGCAAUACAAAUAAAAAGUAUGCUUGGAGGGAAGUGCGUGGAAAGACUAAUAUGCAUGGUAAUUUGCAUGGCUCCCAUGCAGAUCAUGCUUAUCAGUCUGUAGAGUUGGGAAUUGCAGCAAGUGACAGUUUGCAGACCGGGAAUGAGAAUAUGACAUAA
Molecule: messenger RNA, 912 nt
Organism: Papaver somniferum (opium poppy)
Lineage: Eukaryota; Viridiplantae; Streptophyta; Magnoliopsida; Ranunculales; Papaveraceae
Exons: 1
Coding region: 1-912 (303 amino acids)
Source: RefSeq, a predicted model, not a curated record